GGAACGAGAAGGACGAAAAGGACCCGAGUUUUGUUUGAGUCCGAGCACAGAAACUCACAGUUACUGCCACGAGGUGAAAUGGCGGAGAGACGUGUUCGGCGGGUCCGGGAAACCUUCACGUGUGUGGUCUGUCUGGACCUCCUGAAGGAUCCGGUGUCUACUCUCUGUGGACACAGCUACUGCCUGGACUGCCUCAGACGCCACUGGGAUGGAGAGGAUGGGAUGAAAAUCUACAGCUGUCCUCAGUGUAGGGUGACCUUCACAUCGAGGCCUGCACUCAGGAGAAACACCAUGUUAGAAAAUUUAAUAAAGCACAUGAUGGAGACCGCACUGGAACCUGCUCCUGCUGAUCACUGCUGUGCUGGACCUGAAGAUGUGUCCUGUGCUGUCUGCACAGAGAGCAAACUGAAAACCCACAACGCCAAUCUGGUGUCUCUGGUCUCGUACUGGGAUCAACACAUUCAGCCUCAUUAUGACGGUGCUGCGUUGGAGAAACUCAAGCUGGUGGAGCCCUCCGAGAACCUCCAGGAGAACAUCUGCUCUCGUCACGAUGAGGUUAAGAAGAUGUUCUGCCGUACCGAUAAGCAGUGUAUCUGUUAUCUCUGCUCUGUGGAGGAACAUCGAGGCCACGUCACGGUCUCAGCUGCAGUAGAAAGGACUGAGAGGCAGAAAGAGCUCGAGGGGAGUCGAGAACACAUCCAGCGGAGAAUCCAGGACCGAGAGAAAGAUGGGAAGCUGUUUCGACAGGAGCUGGAGACCAUCAAUCGCUCUGCUAAUAAAGUAGUGAAAGAAAACAAGAAGGUCUUCACCGAUAUGAUCCAUCUCCUGGAGAAAAGACGCUCCGAAGUGGAGCAGCAGGUCAGAUCGCAGCAGAAAAGUGAAGUGAGUCGAGUCAAAGAGCUUCAGGAGAAGCUGGAGCAGGAGAUCACUGAGCUGAAGAGGAAAGACGCUGAGAUGAAGAAGCUCUCAGACAUAGAGGAUCACAACCAGUUUCUCCAAAACUACUACACCCUGUCCCCCCUCGGUGAAUCCACAGACUCCCCCAGCUUACAUCUCAGUCAACGGCGCUUCAUUGAGCACAUGAAGGCGACCGUGUCAGGAGCCAGAGAUAAAAUACACGACAGUGUGAGCAGGAUAUUGGCCCGCUUCCCAGCGCCUGCGCCCGACGUGGAUGUCCCACGGCCAAAUCCACCACCAGGGUCCCAGACCAGAGCUGAAUUCCUAAAAUAUUCACAGGAAAUCGCACUGGAUCCCAACACAGCAAACCCACUUCUGUUGUUAUCUGAGAGGAACCGAAAAGCAACGUUACUCAUAGAGAAGUCGUCCUGCUCCAGUCACCCGGACCGGUUCACCGAGUGUCGGCAGGUCCUGAGCAGAGAGGGUCUGACCGGACGUUGCUACUGGGAGGUGGAGUGGGGGGGGCGAGGCGUUCAGGUAGCAGUGGCGUACAAGAACAUCAGCAGAGCAGUGAGCUUCCGUGAAUGUGCAUUUGGACUGAAUGACCAGUCCUGGGCGUUGGACUGCUACAGAAGAAGUUUCUUGCACAACAGAGUCCAAACCCCCGUCCCCGGUCCUGUGUCCUCCAGAGUAGGAGUGGACCUGGACCACAGCGCCGGUACCCUGUCCUUCUACAGCGUCUCUGAUGACACCAUGACCCUCCUCCACAGAGUCCAGACCAUGUGCACUCAGCCCCUCCACGCUGGAUUUGGGUUUUACUGUUGUGGAUCCACUGCUAAGUUCAGGAAGGUCAAAUAGACGGAAGGCCUUCAAUGGAAAAUGGGUUCAAUUCUGUGUUUUGUGAAUUCUUUUACUCAUUUUUUCUAGAUUGAUAGUUAGCUUUCAUUAGUUCUGUAAAUCUUUGCAGGUUGUUCUUUAUCCCUCCUGUGGUCCUCGGGUCAAAAUUAACCCUUUUUCAAAGUUUUCCAUAUCAUAAAUUUGAGUUUCUUCAACCAAACGGCCCAAAUAUAACACAAAUGGUUCCAAAAAAAUCCAAACAGUAACGACAAAACUUUGACAUACAAUGCGAUCAUCCUCUCCACAUCUUCUGAUCUUAACAAUUAGUCAAAAUAACUGCUAAUUUCUGCUUUUUUAAAACUCAUAAAUGGAGUUUGUUGAGCAUUGAUU
Molecule: messenger RNA, 2124 nt
Organism: Etheostoma cragini (Arkansas darter)
Lineage: Eukaryota; Metazoa; Chordata; Actinopteri; Perciformes; Percidae
Product: E3 ubiquitin/ISG15 ligase TRIM25-like
Exons: 1
Coding region: 79-1755 (558 amino acids)
Molecular function (GO): protein binding; zinc ion binding
Source: RefSeq, a predicted model, not a curated record